AUGGCACUUGAGAGGCAGAGCCAAGUGAGGGCUUCGAUAUUCCAGGCGUCUCAAUCUCUUUUGCAAACGCUGUCUACGUCGCUUGGUCCAAGAGGGCUUGACAAGAUGCUUGUAAGGGACAAGAAGACUGUGGUGACAAACGAUGGAGCGACGAUACUCAAGUACCUGAACAGAUACCCGGUGCAUGGGAUUCUGUCAAACAUGUCGUCUGCACAAGAUGAAGAGUGUGGAGACGGAACAACAAGCGUAGUUGUGCUUGCUGGAUGCCUGCUGGAAAGAAUAGCUGCCCUACUGGAAAGGAACGUGCAUCCGUCGAUUAUUUGCGACAAUCUUGAGAUUGUAAAGAGGAUAGCGCUUCGUUACAUUAACCGAGUCAAGAUAGAGUGUGACAAGAAAGACUUUGUAAAUACGGUGAACACUGCACUGAGCUCGAAGAUAGUGUCUUCAAGCAGCUGUGAGAUGGCGUUUGCAGCAAUUGAGGGCAUGGAGCAUGUGAAUGGGCAAAAAAGACGCAUAAGAAUAAUUAAGAAGGUUGGGGGAGGAUUGGACGAUGUAAAAGCAUACAAGAGCAUUCUUUUGGAAUGCGACAUUAAGAACUUGCCAAAGAAGGUUAAGAUUGCAGUUGUGCAAUUCUGCCUUAGUGCGCCUAAAACCAACAUGGACAGCAAGAUUUUGAUAAAUGACUCGUCUCUGAUGGACAAGGUGAUACAAGAUGAAAGGAAGUACAUUUUGGAAAUGUGCAAGAAAAUAAAGAAGAGCGGAUGCACACUACUGAUUGUCCAGAAGAGCAUUCUGAGAGAAUCGUUGAGCGAUCUUGCUAGUCAUUUCUUAAAGCAACUGAACAUCCUUGUAGUAAACUCCGUGGACAGAAAAGACAUUGAUUACUUGUGUACUGCGCUGUCUAUCCAGCCUGUUUCUGAAAUAGAUCUGCUGGGGGUGUCGUCUCUGGUUGAGGUUGAGAUUGGAGAGGUUGAGGGAAUGCUUGAGAUAAAAGGAUACGGAUGCACUAUUGUGCUGAGGGGAUGCGAUGAGAUGGUUGUUGACGAGGCAGAACGAUCAUUGAAUGAUGCAUUGUGUGUGGUGAAAUGCCUGAAUGAAGUGCCAUUUUUGGUUCCUGGAGGAGGGUCUGUUGAGAUGGGAAUUGCCUCGAUGCUUUGCGAAUGCACCGAAGGAAAUGUGUAUGUCCUGAGGGAGAUUGCCAAGGCAUUUGAAGGGAUUCCGUACUUUCUUGCAAAGAAUGCAGGACUCUAUCCUGUUGAAAUUGUUUCUGAGCUAAGGAAUGAACUGAAGCAGAACGAGUGCGUAGGAAUCAGCGUCCGAAGCGGGCAUGCUGGAGAUAUGGUCAAGGAUGAUUUCGUGAUACAACCAGCAAAGGUAAGCAUCAGCAUGAUUACUCUUGCGCUUGAAACAGUAUCUAUGAUCCUCAAGAUCGAUGACAUUCUUCCAGCUAGAAGAUGA
Molecule: messenger RNA, 1458 nt
Organism: Ordospora pajunii
Lineage: Eukaryota; Fungi; Microsporidia; Ordosporidae
Product: TCP-1/cpn60 chaperonin
Exons: 1
Coding region: 1-1458 (485 amino acids)
Biological process (GO): protein folding
Cellular component (GO): chaperonin-containing T-complex
Molecular function (GO): ATP-dependent protein folding chaperone; ATP binding
Source: RefSeq, a predicted model, not a curated record